UGGACGGAAUCCAUUUUCCUUGGUGUUGUUGUGACAUUUUGCUCUGCUCUUGUCCUUAGAAAAAGGAAAUACUAGUGAAUAAAAUUGUAUUAAUCCUGAGAAAUUCAACGACAUAAAUGUGCUAUGCUUUAUCUUAAAACUACAAUUACAUCUUAGAAGAGAACUGUGUACAGUGGAAACGAAUGCACGAUGGGUUGAAAUUGUGACUGUUGUCGGCAUAAAUACAUUAUUUUAAUUUCAAGACUGCUCACGCUCUACCUUAGAUAUAAGAAUAUUAAACGCAUACUUCCACAAUGGAGCUUGAUGUAUCUCCUGCAAAUGUAGAGGAGAACGAUAUGGAAUUCUCCGACAAUUCGUCAGAGAGUAAAUACUUAUCCUGUAAUAUCAGUGAGCAGUAUUCCGUCGUACGCAUUCCAGAAGACGGUGAGGCACCUGAACCAAAAUCGAGCAAGCACUCAUCGCGGAAACAGUCAAAAAGAAGAAAAAAGAGUUCUAAUCAUUCAAGGCCUCUACCAAGGAUCAUAGUAAAGCCCUUACCACCUCCUCCACCACCAGAGGCAAGGGAAUGGACGGCAGCUACGACUUAUACGGAGACAAAUACUAGUUCUAAUAAACUGUCUACAAUGCGCGAGGUACUUGCCAGUAUACCAGGAUUCUGUCUCAAGCCUCGCAAACGAAGUGGGAAGAAGUUAUCCACCGCUGCACAAUUGCAGCAAACUAGAGAAGGCUGCAUAGAUUUAGAGACCCCUGAUUCAAUAUUAGUUAACACUAACAUUAGAGCACUACUAAACAAACAUACAUUCUCAUUACUUCCGCCUCUGUACCAGUACAAGCUCGGGCAGCUGCUUCCGAGUGUGGAUCGCCCCAGCCCUUCUGGUCGUCUAAGUUCUUCUAGUCUAAAUAAUGAAUUCUUUGCCCGAGCCUGUCUAGAGUGGCAGGAGAGUCUAUCGGGUGGUGAAUUUACGCCUGAAAAUCAGCAGAAAAUAAAGUCGGAAGUAGAGAAAGAAAAAAGCAAAAUUGACCCAUGGAAGUUAAAGCAUUUUGAACCCUUUUGGGGUGAUAAAUUUAGAAGAGAGAAAUCUUCCCUUAAUUUAAAUUCAGAAAGGCCUUCAUUAAAAACAACUAUUAAAUUGAGACCCACAGCAUCCAUUACAAGCACUAGUACUGUUCCAAAGAUUAAGAAAAGUAAAUCAUCCAGUAAUAGUAAAAGAUUAAGGAAUGUUGGGGCAGUAACCCGGUCAUCCGCCAAAGCAGAUGAUGUAGUAGAGGAACCUCCUAUCAAUGCAAAGUCAUCAGCACCAGUCCCGGAUUUACUCCCUCUCAAACAUGCCAAGUCUCAAAGGGGCUAUGUGGAAUGCCAAGUUGACUUUAAUUUUUCUGAUUCUCCAUCUGCACCUAGGUUGGAUGACUCUGUUCCUUCAAUACCUGUGGAUCCCCUGUUGCUACCAGAUGCAGAAGCAGAAAGAAGUGAAGGUAAACAAGAGUUAGACCUUAAUGUUGUAAAAAUCGAAGAGUCAAGUGCAUCUAAAGAAAAUGAAACAAAUAAAACUGACACAGAAGCUUUCUUUUCUGAAACUGCUAAGAGACUAAGUGAUGACAAUGACAAUGAAAAUUGUAGUAUAGCAAAGAGAAUCAGGUAUGAAGAUGAAGAAGUAUAUAAUUAUUUAGGUUUUUUAACACAGAAUGUAGAAGAGCCAGGAAGCAAUAACUGUUCCGAUGGUGAAACAAAUGAUCCCAAUGAUCAGAUUUGUCCAAGCGAUGAACACACAUACCCUGAACAAGACCAGGUGGAUACAAAUAGUGAAGACAGCAAGGCAACUGCUUCUGUGUAUGAAUAUGAUGAAAGAAGUGUGUCCUCACUAUCAAGUUUGAAAAUUGAUAACAAUGUCACUAACAUUCGAACAGGUGAUGAACCUAAUGUGAACAAUGAUAAUCUGCAAUGUGAGAAUUCAGUCACAGAAAUGGAGGAGAGCCCUUGCAAUAUUAAAGAAGAAACUAAACACUCUCCAGCUCCUGUUUCACCUCGAGCAUUUAUACCAGAACAGUUUCCUACAGAAGAUAAAAAUGUUUCUAAUUUUAACAUAGCUUCUCCACCAAACACUGCAACUGAAGAUGUUAAGAAAGAAUCAUAUCACAAUCAAGAAAUAAACAGUCAAAAUGUUCCAGUUCAUGAACAACCUAAUGAAAAAGAGAAUGAGGAUAGUUGUGAUAAAUUUGAAAAACUUAGAUCAACUGAAAAUAUUGUACAUAAUUACUAUGAUGAACACUUCAAGGAUGCAGAGUCCUUUAUUUUGGAGACUGGAGGACUGUCAAUACUGACUUCUCAAUGUGAAGAUGUAAAGUAUGCAUCACAUCCCAAUUUAAUGGAAUUAUCAUCAUACAUGAGCGAGACAAAUGUUACUGCUGUUGUGACCAUGCCUAUGCCUCAAAAUUCAUCAAUUCCUAUUAUGGAAGUAACUAACACAUCUAUGGUGUCAUAUCCUGAUGACAACAUGCAGGACCCAGCCAAACCGAAAACUUCAGCAGUAUCAUGGAAAACCGAGAACAAUUUGACAAACGAUGUCAUCACCUUACACAAUUUCUCAAAUGCAAGCAUAGAAAAUUCAAAAUAUCUCAGUGAAGAUUCAAAAACAAGCAUUGAGGACACAAACAUGAAUGAGGAUAAUUGUAUGUAUAAAGAAGAUAGAGAUGCAAAUUUUAAUAUGGAGUCAUCAAAUUCCUCAGAAAGUUGUCAGUCAAUGAAAGAUGCUUCUGUAAAGCUAGAGUGUGAACCGGCAACUAGUCUAGUUUCUAGUACUACGGCUACUAACCCACCUGUGAGUUCAACUACUAUGGCAAAUAUUGUGAGGCCAUCAGGGAAGAAGUCAAAAUCGGGAAAGGAAUCAAACAGAAGCCGCAGCUCGAACAAAGUCCCCCCCGGCGCCGUGAACCUCGAGCGCAGCUACCAGAUCUGCCAGGCAGUGAUCCAGAACAGCCCCAACCGCGACGCGCUGCGCGGCCAGCUGCGCCCGCCGCCCGCGCUGCUCACCCGCGCCCCGCGCGCGCCGCGCCCGCCCCCGCCGCCCGCGCCCGUCGCACCGCCCCCGCCGCCGCCGCCGCCGCCGCCGCCGCCGCCGCCCGUGCUGCUCAGACAGCUACCCGUCUCUGUCAUGCCGCACAAUGAGAUAAAUGAUAACAGAGCCAACAACAUGGGACAAUACAUUCUCGUUCAGCGGACUCCCAAUGUAGCACCAAGGGCAUCCAGCGCUCCGCCAGCCAAUCAAAACACCAAUGUUAGCGUGACGCGAUGCCGCAGCGUGGGCGCGGACGACGCGUGCGUGUGCAACCUGCGCGCCAUGAUCCUCUGCAAGAAGUGCGGCGCCUUCUGCCACGACGACUGCAUCGGCUCGGCCGAGCUCUGCCUCACCUGUCUCAUACGCUGACACGAACCGGCGCCUAACGCGCUCAGCCCCAAGUCUUUAAAAACUCUUGUGUGAAGUGUGUCCGCGGGGCCUUGUGUCACAUGACGCGGCUGUCACGCGCUUGACCCGGCGAGCGCUCAAGAAAGUGUACUGUGAAAGUAAAGUUCGGCUCAGAGAAGUGCCCUGUCUCACACGCGGACGUGACUCGCUACUCAGUGAAUUCUCUCGCAAACUCUCGUGAUUUGGCUUUGUAAAGUGUUUGGACAUGUGUGGAAUGUGGUUUUCAGAUGUGGUGCUAUCAUUUUGAAGAGAGAGUCGCACGUGUAGAGUAGAUGACGCUGGUAUGAACUAGCAUUGUAUUCACUAAAGUAGCUUAAUGGUUGUCCCAGAUAAUUCACGCUAAAAUAUAAUCGAAAUCUUCAGACGAGGGUGCAGCUUAACUAAACGUCAUAAAGUCAUAAUAUAGGGUCUUUUUCCAUUUAAGUAUUAAUUAUUUAUCGACAAUAGAAAUAUUUUUACACUGUUAAGCAAAACAAGAGAGAUGAUUAGUAAUUUCGUAAAUAGAUUUGCACAUCAGAUUAUUACAUUUCAAUGUUCAUUUUACACACCUAUGCCAUUUUUUAAGGCUCAUUAAUCUUAAUUAUUUAUUCGAUAGAACUGAUGUGAAAUUUUUCAUUUGAUUAUUUCCUCUACUUAGAAUUUUACUGCUGUAAUUUAAUCAUUUGUUAAUUUUUAUUGAAAAUAAGGAUCAUAGUGCUUGAUAAGAGUACAUACGAGGAAAAUUAGAAUUUAAGCUAGGUAUAAAUAUGAUUUUGCCAUUAUAUUUUUAAUAACUGAUUAUCAUCACAAGUAAGUAUUGUUUUUAGUUUGUAUAGUUUUUUAGCCGAGCGUGAGGCUCGCUCUGAGGGGCCGCGUCGGCAGAGAUGCGGAUCCUUCCUAGUUGUAUGUCUUAAUUAGGGACAUGUACAGAUAUUUAUUGACGAAAGAUAGCAUGGUCGCGUGUUACAGAAGACUUGUAACCUAUAGUCGCCGUUGCCUCUCUUUCUAACAAAUAUGGUUGUUAGAGAAGCAUAAGUACAUUGCAGGUUAUGAGCCUUAUAAAACGCGACCCAGGUGGUUAAAACAUCGGGUCGAAUUGUAAUAUUACAAUGGUGGGUUCUAUACAUUUGUAUAAGUAUUUACUAUAUUACUUGUUAUAUUUAAGUUUUUCAUUAUGGCGUGUACACUAAUACGACACUAAGUUAUGCAAUAUAUUUAUAUCUGUCUAUCAUAUUUUUGUAAGGACAUUUUACAAAUGAAUAUUGCUUUUGCCAAUUUAAGAUUUGGAUUGAAAUUAACAUGAUCCAUGUAAUCUCAGAACGAUCUCUUGAUUUUACAUGGCUUGUUGUACCACACGUAACAUUAGAAUGUAACGAACGUAACAUUUAGCGCGGUAACGAUAUUGUAACGAAAUAACUGAAAUAUGAAAAAGUAACUGAUUCAAUAUAAUUAUGUUAAUUAGAUAGCAACCAUAUAAUGGCUAUGCCUAGAUUGUUCACAUAGCAAUGCCUUAAGUGAUGAUUUCUAGACGCCCUAUCUCAUCAAAGGAUGUUACAAUUAUAAUAAUAAGCAAUCUUAACAUAUAUUAUAUAGGCAUUUAAUAUAACGUAUUGCUCACUCUGUUUCAAUCAGAAAAUAUAUAAUACAUAUAUCACACAUUAAUAACUGUUAACAUUGUUUUACAUGUAUACAUAGUGUCACAAAAUACUAUUAUUUAGAUGUUAACAAAUGCCUCCAACAUACAUAUUGAGAAUCAAGCAUGCUACUUUUUUUUUAUUAAAUAUGCCCUAGCAUAGUACGAUUUAUCGCCGAUUUAAACCAUUUAUUGUCUCUGUUUACCAAGACAAGUAUGUGAACUAACUACAAAUUGAAUGAAUGGUUUAAUUUAGUGAUAAACCAUACUACGGUAGGCGGACUGGUAGAGAUAUUUAGUGGUAUAAAUAAUUCAGCAAAAUUUGAGUUGUGAAACCAUAUAUAUCACAAAAAUUGUCUAAGAACUAGAAUAAAAUUGUAAUAAAAGUAACUGUUCAUUUGGAAUGGCUGAAACUUGUGAGCUUUGAGAUAUGUCAGAAAUAUGUCACCAUCCAUAUUCAAUGUAUGUUCAUAUUAUUCAUGCAUUACUUUUUACAAUGUACCUAUACUAAAGUAAGGACUCUAAGCAUGAAGAAUUUCGCACAUUAACCCGCCUGUUCCUAUCUCUAUCGCGCGCCUAUAAUUAUAUUGCUGUCUCGCUCGCCUAUGUGGCAUUGAUCCCCUGUGGCAGCAUAGGCGGGACAGCAAUAUACAGCUUGGCAAAAAAGAGUAGAAAUUAAAAAGUGGCAACACUGUAGUGUCGUCCCUUUCAAACCAAUUUGUAUAAGAAAACGGAACGACACUACAGUGUUGCCACUUUUUAAUUUUUACUCUUUUUUGUUUGCGAAGCUGUAAUUAUGCUCGUGCCAUAGAGAUAGGAAAUGGGGGGGUCAAUGUACGAUUUUCUUCGUCCUUAGCGUUCUUACUUUAACACUAAGCAUGUUACAGUGCUUUGUGUCAAUUAAGGUAUACAAAUGUAUGUAAUAUGUAUGUAUGGACUUGGAUAUACUGUAGCUCCAUGUGCGAACUUACACCAACAACUGAUUUUCAUAAAUAGUGACCAGAUACAAUAUUUUUUGCAACAAAGUCUAAGCAGCUAAUUAAUCAACCAUUUGUGUGUACCUUCAUAUAAAUAGCGUAUUCCAUGCUCAUUCUAUUAACCAAACUAUUUAGUGGAGUAUACACAACUGCGCUCUUUAGGUACAAAUGACCUGCAAAAGUACAUACACACUCAUGGCAUAAUAAUAUACUCCGCCUGGUACUCUCUUUCCGUCUUUUCUAGGUCACCCGACUGACACAAGCCUACGUCAUCAUGCGACAGCGCUAUAUGAUAAUAUGCGAUAGCGCUAUAUAUAGCGGCCAUGUUAUUGUGACGUAGGCUUGUGUCACUCUGGGAAGAGAAGACCAUGUUUUAUUAGACCAUGCACACUAUGAAUGGAAUGGAAGUGGGUAUACACUUUUGCGGCUGGAUGUAGUCAGAAAUGUUGUCUACUGUGCUGGUUCGAAUUAUUCAGUGUAUCACUAAACAAUAGCUUUUGAAGACCAACACAAAUAACCGUUUUUAGACCUUAACUCGUUGCAAUAAGAUUGAAUAUAGUCAUUUAACUGUAUUGACGAUGGUACUGUAUUGUUUUUGUUUUUUGUUUGUAUGAUUACAGUAGUGCAUAAUCCUUUACCAUCGUAUUUUCACGGAAACGCACGAACGUGUUAUGCUAUUUCAGUCAGUCUGAGUACAAAAAGUACUGAGGUUGACUGAAGUCGUUACUGAACCCAAUAAAUUAUGACUAACCAAAAUGCGGGCAAACAAACUUUUUGGGAAACAAGAGGGACCCGGUUAGACUACAUAACUUUAUCACACUGGUGAGGUCUCUGCAGUGCGAACGGGACAUCGUUAUGCGCAUGCAUAACGCUUUCCCGCUCCCACACCAGUGAGCCGUGUGAUUGCAGUUUGGUCAUAUGCUGUGUAGUUAUGAAAAUCAGUUGCAACUAAAUCAUAAGAGUUACUGGAACAGCAUGCCUUAGCCACCAUCAGCAUUGAUUAGUAUUGGACUUAAUGAUAUUAACGUAAUUAAAUUAGAUACCUUUUAUUUUUCAUUUGGCUCCCUACUUUAUAGACACUGAACUUUACUUUGUUAUAUUGAUAGUAAUAUAGGUACUAUUACAAUUUGUGUACCUACUUCAUAAUGUUUUUAAUAGUGAUGAAACAUUCGCAUUGUUUUUUAUUGGUAAAUACAUGAUUAUUUUAGACAUGAACGUUCUUCUCGAAUAAAUUUAUGUUCUAAAUCUA
This is a messenger RNA of Cydia fagiglandana, 7299 nucleotides long. RefSeq names its product putative Polycomb group protein ASXL3 (gene Asx). Gene Ontology annotation, biological process: animal organ morphogenesis; positive regulation of transcription by RNA polymerase II. The record is from RefSeq and is a predicted model, not a curated record. The transcript is spliced from 7 exons. Gene Ontology annotation, molecular function: chromatin binding; DNA binding. Gene Ontology annotation, cellular component: PR-DUB complex. Bases 294 to 3422 code for a protein of 1042 amino acids. NCBI's taxonomy places the organism in Eukaryota, Metazoa, Arthropoda, Insecta, Lepidoptera, Tortricidae.